Molecule: messenger RNA, 1703 nt
Organism: Nicotiana attenuata
Lineage: Eukaryota; Viridiplantae; Streptophyta; Magnoliopsida; Solanales; Solanaceae
Product: squalene synthase-like
Exons: 14
Coding region: 180-1415 (411 amino acids)
Biological process (GO): lipid biosynthetic process; farnesyl diphosphate metabolic process
Cellular component (GO): endoplasmic reticulum membrane
Molecular function (GO): squalene synthase [NAD(P)H] activity
Source: RefSeq, a predicted model, not a curated record
UCAGACAAAAAUCCCUCCAACAACUCACUCAUUGUCAUACGCUUUCUUAUGCCAAAGCAUCGGCUCAUUAUGUUCGUACACAAAUUCGAAUCAACAUUUCUUAUACGCAAAUGUGAAUUGCUAAUUGAUCAAAUACUAUUGAAUUUAUAGCAGAUUGAUUAAUAAUAAUAAUAAUAAUAAUGGGGAGUUUAGGUGCAAUGCUGAGGAAUCCUGAGGAUAUUUAUCCAUUGAUGAAACUGAAGUUAGCGGCGCGAUAUGCAGAGAAACAGAUCCCUCCUCAGCCACAUUGGGCCUUCUGUUACAUUAUGCUUCACAAGGUUUCUCGUAGUUUUUCUCUCGUCAUUCAACAGCUUCCCGUGGAACUUCGCGAUGCUGUAUGCAUUUUCUAUUUGGUUCUUCGAGCGCUUGACACAGUCGAGGACGAUACCAGUGUAGCCACGGAGGUGAAAGUACCUAUUUUGAUGUCAUUCCAUCGCCAUGUUUAUGAUCGUGAAUGGCAUUUUUCGUGUGGUACGAAGGACUACAAGGUUCUUAUGGACCAGUUCCAUCAUGUUUCGACUGCUUUUCUGGAGCUAGAGAAACAUUACAAGGAGGCAAUUGAGGACAUUACUAUGAGGAUGGGUGCAGGAAUGGCAAAGUUUAUAUGCAAGGAGGUGGAAACAAUUGGUGAUUAUGAUGAAUAUUGUCACUAUGUAGCUGGGCUCGUCGGAUUAGGCUUAUCAAAGCUUUUCCGCGCCUCUGGGAAAGAAGAUUUGGCAUCAGAUUCUCUCUCCAAUUCCAUGGGUUUAUUUCUUCAGAAAACAAAUAUCAUUAGAGAUUAUCUGGAGGACAUAAAUGAAGUACCCAAGUGUCGCAUGUUUUGGCCUCGUCAGAUUUGGAGUAAAUACGUUGACAAGCUCGAGGACUUGAAGUGUGAGGAAAACUCUGUAAAGGCUGUGCAAUGUCUGAAUGAGAUGGUCACUAAUGCUUUAUCACAUGUAGAAGAUUCUUUGACUUACAUGUCCACACUGCGAGAUCCUGCUAUCUUUCGAUUCUGUGCUAUUCCACAGGUCAUGGCAAUUGGGACAUUGGCAAAGUGCUAUAACAACGUUGAAGUUUUCAGAGGAGUUGUAAAAAUGAGACGUGGUCUCACUGCUAAGGUUAUUGACCGGACCAGGAACAUGGCAGAUGUAUAUGGUGCUUUCUAUGACUUCUCUUGUAUUCUGAAAGCCAAGGUGGAGUAUAAAGAUCCAAAUGCAGCAAAAACUUUAAGAAGGCUUGAAACAAUCUUGAGAACUUGCAAAGACUCUGGAACCUUGAAUAAAAGGAAAUCUUUCGUAAUCCAGAGCAGACCUAAUUACAAUUCAGCUUUGGUUGUUGUCCUCGUUGUCAUAAUAGCUAUCCUUAUUGCAUACCUAUCUGGAAACCGGCCUUAGACCAUGUGAUUGAUGUUAGAAGAAAGUGUGGUCAAAGAAAAUGGCGCAAGCUCUUAGCCGAGCAUGUGAUAGCUGCAGCUUAUGGUGUCUGUAACUUUGUUAGUUAGUGAUAGUAAUAUAUGGAAAACGCCUAUUUAUAGUUGUUUAGAAUCUUGUGGCAUGCCUUUGUUAGCAACCUGCAAAUAGUAAAUAUUAAUAUGCUACUUUAUACGUAAUACAUAUUUCAAUUAUCUGUCCACUUAGUGGUAAAUCCAUGCAUUUUAACACCUGAAAUUGUAUUCUUUCUCC